UUCAGUGACGCUACCUGCGGUAACGAGCUGCUGCGCUGCGGAACUCAACUGGAGUUUGAAGCCGAUUUUGCUCCACAUUCGAGUCGACUUUAAGUAACUGAAGAGUCUGUGAGCGGUCGGCGGGAAUUAAAAACACCGAGUGACCACGGUCCUCACACUCAGCAUCCGCUUUGCACGCGCUUUAUGAUGUGAAUAGCGAAGCUAGCUGUUGUAAGUUUGUUUGGCUAAAGGCUAGCUAACCCUGCUUUACGGCAGCUGGUGAUCCCUGUAGCAACCGAUGGCAUGUAUUUAGUUUUACUCGAAGUCAGUCAUUUCGGUCUCUAGUUAUGAUCGAGUAGCUGCUUUCGCCGAGCUAGCCGUUAGCCGCGGACCCGAGCCCCGUCGCCGCCCGUGUCCGCGGUAUGCUCCAUCUGGCGGAUCGAUGGGGUUCCUGAGGAUCACGAUGCCGCCCAAGAUCCAGCUCCUGGCCGUGCUGGCGUUUGGAGUGGCGAUGCUCUUCAUCGAGAACCAGAUCCAGAAUCUGGAGCAGUCGCGAGCCAAACUGGAACGAGCCAUUGCCAGACACGAGGUGGCCGAGGUCGAGCAGCGUCACAGCGGAAGUGCCGGACGGGAACCCUCGGCCCCGGCGGAAAGAGAUGACACGGUCAUCAUCUACAACAGGGUGCCCAAGACUGCCAGCACAUCCUUCACUAACAUCGCCUACGACCUGUGUGGGAAAAAUCACUUCCACGUCCUGCACAUCAAUACGACCAAAAACAACCCCGUGAUGUCCCUACAAGACCAGGUGCGCUUUGUCAGGAACGUCACCUCGUGGAGGGAGAUGAGGCCCGGCUUCUACCACGGCCAUGUGGCUUAUCUGGACUUCUCCAAAUAUACAGUGAAGGGUAAGCCAAUGUACAUAAACGUGGUGCGAGACCCUAUAGAGCGGCUGGUGUCCUACUACUACUUCCUACGUUUCGGAGACGACUACAGACCUGGCCUGCGACGAAGGAAGCAAGGAGACAAAAAGACCUUUGACGAGUGCGUGUCAUCAGGGGGGUCUGACUGCGCUCCUGAGAAACUCUGGCUGCAGAUCCCCUUCUUCUGUGGACACCACUCAGAGUGCUGGAACACCGGCAGUCGAUGGGCCCUGGAACAGGCCAAGUACAACCUGGUGAACGAGUACCUGCUGGUGGGAGUGACCGAGGAGCUGGAGGACUUCGUCAUGAUCCUGGAGGCAGCUCUGCCUCGCUUCUUCAAGGGAGCCACGGAGCUCUACAGGACAGGGAAGAAGUCUCAUCUGCGAAAGACCACCGAGAAGAAGCCCCCCACCAAAGAGACCAAAGCCAAGCUGCAGCAGUCCGACAUCUGGAAAAUGGAGAACGAGUUUUAUGAGUUCGCACUGGAGCAGUUUCAGUUUGUGCGCGCACACGCCGUCAGGGAAAAGGACGGAGAACUCUACGUCCUGGGCCAGAGCUUCUUCUAUGAAAAGAUCUACCCCAAGGUGAACUGAGAGGCGGGGCCAAACAACUGGCGACGAGGGCUGCGCAGACAAAAAAAACCAACUAUGACUGAGUCGUUUACACUGGGACACAACGAGAGACGCUAACGAGUGAUGUUGGAUUUAUUAUUCCUCUAUUUCAGCUAUUUCUGGUGGUCUGAUUUUGACCCUGUUCAAGCACAGGAAAGCCUUUUCAGACUGUACCGAGGAAUUUACGAGGCAUGUGUCUAAUUUUUUUAUUGCCGUGCAGCAGUUGAGGAAAACCUCACAUGGAUGAACUGUCAGUACGAGCUGUGAGACAGAAUCUCUGUGACUGAAUAUGGUGCAAAACCCCAAAAAACACACGAGGAUAAUUAUUAAGUAAUGUGUUUGGUUUUUUUGGUGGGAACAUAAAACACAUAGCAACUCAAGCCUCAACUACUUAAGUCUAAAACCAUGUUUCAAUGUGUUGUUUCGAUUGGAGAUGUAAACAAACUCAUCUGGUUUAGUACGUCCGUCGUAUUUGCACGAUGCAUCUUGUUUACAAAUGACAGAAGAUUUAACUGUUACGAAAACACAAAGCUGUGUUCACACACACACACACACACACUAACAUACAGCGGUAUGUUUAUUGGGACCAAAUGAUAUCAACAGAACAUAGACCGAACCACUGCCUCCUUUUUUUGGUGCGUGAUAUAGUUUCCCACUGAGAUGUUCAUAGACACGUUACAACACAUCGUGUCAGCAUUUUAUCACAGAUUUAGUGACGUGGUGCAUCUUUGAUAUAACGAUUGCUGCUGGGGGGUUUUUUAGCCUGUGAAAGGAGAGAUGUUUUUAAUCAGCGCUGAAGAGAUUGUUUGCCCACAGGGUUAAUCAGAGGUUAGACUUGGUUACAGGGUUGCUAUGCAGAGAGGUUGAACUGAUAGUGCCUUUAAUUCAAUGUAUAGGGGAGUUUUUUGUUUUCUUUAUUUUCCAGUGAUCCCACAAUUAUGUGUCCUCUUAUUUAGUGUGUAUUUUUUAGUGUGAAAAAUGUCUUGUUUACAUGUUCACCAAGACACUAAGCUGCAGCAGCAUCUUCCUCCAUGACUUUUAGUUCCUACAAAUAUCAUCCAUGUCGGCACUUACUGGUUAAUCUGUCAAGAAUUUGACAUGUACAAAUAAAUGUAUCAUCCAAUG
Messenger RNA from Scophthalmus maximus (turbot), 2635 nucleotides. RefSeq names its product heparan sulfate 2-O-sulfotransferase 1b (gene hs2st1b). The coding region runs from base 422 to 1492 and encodes 356 amino acids. Gene Ontology annotation, molecular function: heparan sulfate 2-sulfotransferase activity. NCBI's taxonomy places the organism in Eukaryota, Metazoa, Chordata, Actinopteri, Pleuronectiformes, Scophthalmidae. The transcript has 7 exons. Gene Ontology annotation, cellular component: membrane. The record is from RefSeq and is a predicted model, not a curated record.